Sycon ciliatum is the source of this 4611-nucleotide messenger RNA. RefSeq lists its product as uncharacterized. The record is from RefSeq and is a predicted model, not a curated record. Bases 1389 to 2777 code for a protein of 462 amino acids. Gene Ontology annotation, molecular function: DNA binding. The transcript is spliced from 6 exons. Gene Ontology annotation, biological process: DNA integration; DNA recombination. NCBI's taxonomy places the organism in Eukaryota, Metazoa, Porifera, Calcarea, Leucosolenida, Sycettidae.
UAGCCUCACAGUUUUGUUCUUUGCAAUUUGUGUGUAAAUUGCAUAUUUUAUUGUUGACGAUGAAGACGCUCGGACCGUACUGAUGGGUUACGCAAGUGCCACGCUAAUCAUUAUUCACUGAUGCUGGCGUAUCACACAAUGGAGUUGGGAGAUGUGCGUAGCAGAUCAGCGGAUAGCGUUUAUAAGAGGCAGCAGUGUGCCUUGCCAUGAUCAACGCAGAAUCAACAAGUGCAGUUGAGGCUGAUGCGCCAGUUGACAAGAUUGCAAAGGCUAAGGAUGACAGCAGAAGGGCUGAUGCUGAACAGACUGCACAUGUUGAAGCGGUUUGCGUAGCCAGCAUAUGAACAGGCAAGAUCGAGGAGCAAGUGAUUACCCAUACCUGGUCAUAUUGGUGUGAAGUCAGCCAUAACUAUUGGUUAUGCUCUGGGGCAUGCUGUCAUCUGACCAGUCAAGAAACACUGCCUGAGAAUACGAUAGUGUUUGGCCAGGGCAAACAGCGUCGAGUGCAAGGUGAUAAACCCACGGCACCGACAUUACAGCUGGACUUCCUAACAAAGAUAUUGCCAAACUACCAUCACCUGCAGACGUCACAGUCGGCAGCAGCAGCAGCAGCAAUAUCUUGACCAAAGGUAUCCUUGCCCCAUCCACCUAACGUGGCCCUGUGUUUUUUGCUGCAAACCCGCAUUCGCUGAACACGAGGUCUAAGAUGUAAUUGACUAGAUCAAAUCACUGGUCACUCUAUCGAAACCUAUCAAUUUCCUCUGUAUGUUCUGCUGUGGGACAUGUUAUCGUGUCUCAUUCUUUCACCUGCUGAUCAUAUAGCACAGAUAUUGUUUUAACAUUGUACUCAGCAGAGUAAUGCUGGUGUGUGUAUUUACACACAGCUAGAUCAUUGUCACAUUCAUGUGCAUUGUCUGACUCGAUGGUUUAUAUAAUUAUGCACCACAGGCUGAUAUGGGUAACCAUUCACGACAUCUCUCCAGAGGUGCGUUGUACACACAUUUCUAACCUAUUGCUUGGAUAUGCAGGUUCUAGGCGGUAUCCCAGUACUAGGAAAUGCCCACGCAAGGCUAUAAUCUCUGUUUCUAGUCAAUGUUGGUUCUAGGCUAUAAAUAUAAGUUUCCGUGCAUGGCACGGUAAGUGAAGUUAGCAACCCACCAACAAUUACAUUCCUAACAUAAUUUGCACGUACUUGCCAUAGCGCAUCACGUGCCCGUGCAGAACACGCACUCCGAACUCCCGCGCUCCGGCACGGGACCACGCGGAGCAUGCGCAUUACUCCGGCUCUCGAUGCUGUUUCUUCUUCAUCCUUGCUGCGCCAACAGUCAGAUCGCUUGACAACCUUGGCCAGUUUUUGAGCAUUGAGCACUUUCCAUUUCCGAGCAACCAUGUCUGAAUCUCUGUCAGUGAACAACGCCAAGAAAAUGCGCUCUGUAGAGCUGCGACAAGAACUGGCGGCCCGCAAUUUAGACACAACGGGGACCAAACCCAGGCUGUUGACUCGCCUGCUCGAGUCAUUGGAGUUCACUGCAGUGCGCGAGGACUUGGCCACUCAGGCAGCCGAGCAGAACCUACCCCAGGCAACUGCUGCUCCGUCCCUGAGGGACAUUAUCCGGGAGGAGGUCCGUGCUGCCCUUGGAAAUCAGGCCGCGGCUCCAGUCCCGCCGGCAGCUCACGCAGCGGCACCCCCACCGCCAGCUCACGCAGCGGCACUCCCACGGCAAGCACCAGCAACUCCGCAGGACGCUCUGCCUGCUCCGCAUUUGGCGGCUGCCGUCUCACCGCCAAUGAACCCCGCAGGUACGGCGCUUCCGGACCCUCAACCCAACUGCCGACGCAGCGCCUACACCACCAGCGCAGUCCACCCUCCAUCAGUUGAUGACGCAGCCAUGGAGCUCAUCCGUCACGGCCUGGCAGACAGCUCCAACGCGACGUACGCUUCAGUGCAGCGUUCCUACGAACGCUUUGCUGCCCUACGGCAGGUCGCGCCGUACCCGGUGCCGGAGCCCAGCCUGAUUAACUUUCUGAAUUGGAAAUUCUCGUCCGGCUCGUCUGGCUCGUCUCUGAAACUCUACACCCAGGCGCUGAGACAUCAGCACGUCCUGCAGGGCCUCUGCCUGGAUGUUUUCGCCUCACCGCGUGUCCGGCUGCUCCGGCAGGGGGCGCUCAGAUCCCAGACGGCAGUCCGGAAAGUGCUAACGGCCGCAACUUUGGACGAUCUGGCUGGCGUACAGCACUACCUGCAGUCCACUGUGCCUAGCCCGCACAACCGCGCCAUGCUCUGGAGCGCCGUGACUCUGGCCUUCCACGGGCUGCUCAGUGUCAACGAGUACACCUUCACGGCACGGGGCGCCGGCCUUGAGUACAGCGAUGCGACCAUGUACCCAGACCGCGUGGAGCUGCGCCUGCGUGUGACAAAGACGAGCCAAUACGGCAGCGGCCAGGACAUCACGGUCAGGAGGACAGGCUCGCCGACAUGCCCGCACACGGCAGCCACCAGCUACCUAGCAGCCCGUGGCUCGGCACCUGGCCCGCUCUAUCGCUAUGAUGAUGGCACGCCCCUGAAGCCGCAUAACAUCAACAGGCUACUACAAACAGCCUUGCCUAACACAGACGUGCGCAGCCACAGCCUCAGACGAGGCGCUGCAACGCUGGCAGGCAAAGCUGGCGUGCCUGAGUAUGUGCUGAAGACCGCCGGCAGGUGGCAAAGCUCUGCCUACCUCCGCUAUGUCCGCACCCCUGUUGCAGACAGAGCAUUGCCAGCGGCAUUGUUCUAGUCUCUGCCCGUUAUGCUAAUGGGUAGCCGCAUUGGACGGCCCUAGCAACAGCUGUAGUGUACAUAUGAUAUACAUAUUAUACUAUAACUAUAGUAAUGCUACUACACCAAAGGAAUGCCGAUAAUUCCUGUUUGGGUCAUGUUGUAUUUUUGGGAGAACGGUAGGGAUCGUGGGUCAGGCCGGCAUUGAGCCAAGUGCGCCUACAUGUGCUCACAAGUGCAUCCCUACCGUAUGCUCAUGUAUUGACACGCCUAAGAACGGUAGGGAUCGUGGGUCAGGCCGGCAUUGAGCCAAGUGCGCUCACAAGUGCAUCCCUACCGUACGCUCGUGUAUUGACACGCCGGGCAAUUGUUGCCCCCAUUAGCCCUGGCAUUGGCCAGUCUAACGCACAUUGGUGCUCGCGAUACUACGGCAUUGGACCAUAGUAUUGCAUACUGUAUGCGGCAAUUGUUGCCUAUGCCCUGAUAAUACAACGCGUAAUAGCUCCCAAACAGGUCGGCUUGUGUGGUUGUUAAAUAUAAGUUUCCGUGCAUGGCACGGUAAGUGAAGUUAGCAACCCACCAGCAAUUACAUUCCUAACAUAAUUUGCACGUACUUGCCAUAGCGCAUCACGUGCCCGUGCAGAACACGCACUCCGAACUCCCGCGCUCCGGCACGGGACCACGCGGAGCAUGCUCAUUACUCCGGCUCUCGAUGCUGUUUCUUCUUCAUCCUUGCUGCGCCAACAGUCAGAUCGCUUGACAACCUUGGCCAGUUUUUGAGCACCACCACCCACCCCAUCAUCUCUAACCAUCAUUCUAUUCUAAGCCAUCCCGGAAGGGAGAACGGUAGGGAUCGUGGGUCAGGCCGGCAUUGAGCCAAGUGCGCCUACAUGUGCUCACAAGUGCAUCCCUACCGUAUGCUCAUGUAUUGACACGCCUAAGAACGGUAGGGAUCGUGGGUCAGGCCGGCAUUGAGCCAAGUGCGCCUACAUGUGCUCACAAGUGCAUCCCUACCGUACGCUCGUGUAUUGACACGCCGGGCAAUUGUUGCCCCCAUUAGCCCUGGCAUUGGCCAGUCUAACGCACAUUGGUGCUCGCGAUACUACGGCAUUGGACCAUAGUAUUGCAUACUGUAUGCGGCAAUUGUUGCCUAUGCCCUGAUAAUACAACGCGUAAUAGCUCCCAAACAGGUCGGCUUGUGUGGUUGUUAAUAAUUAUUACGGCUCAAACGGUUAGUCCGAUUAUCCAGUUGCAGACCGGUUACGAAGAAUUUACGGCUAACCGAUAAAGAUAACGGUUACGCAGUAACUUUUCAGUCAAUUUUUCGAGGAUCAGGUCGUUGCAAAGUAUGCACUUUCGCAGGCUGUCGCACGCGUACGCAAUUUCUGGGCUGUGAACUCGGUCAUAUCUGGUCUCUUGGUGUGAGAGUAUGUAUGAAUGAGCAUGCAAGAGAAUGCACAUGUGUGAGUUGUACUGGAUAGGGUACAUUUUUUGAAUGAGUAUAGUCAAAUAUACGGUUAAAAAAGAGUCCGCAGGAUCGCCGUGGCUUAUAGGUUAUAGCCGUUGAACCGACCGUUAGCUUAGCAGUUAACCGUUAGGGGUAAAACCGUGACCGUUUGAGCCCUAAUUAUUAUGCAGUUGGCAUCCCUCAGUCUGGCAUGCUGAAAUGUUCAAGUCGACGCUCCACGACUGCCUUCUAUAUUUGGAUUUGGUUGAUGUGGCAAACAAUUGCCGCUGCUUUAACACUGUAGUUAAUAUACACAUGAUUUGCUUCUUAUCUGGACAGUGUAUUUGUGUGGUAUUCUGACAUGGUUCUUGUGUCAUGUGGUCAAGAACACUGAUUUUCUACUGUU